AUGUUCUGGGGAAUAAGUCCAGCUCUAGAUUUGCAAAAGGAAUAUCUAAAGCAUGGAGAUAAAAGUGCUUACGAACUUAAUUUUUUGGUCAUCGGAGGCUGUGAUGCGAGACAUCUCAUCAAAACUUUGGCUCAAGCAUAUCAACAUACAAGACGAUAUAUGAACAUAUUUGUGAUUGAUGGCUGUCCGGAACUCGUUGCUCGUCAAAUAUUUCUGCUAUCUUUAGCUUUAGAAAGGACGACUCGAUGUGGUUUAUUGGAGAAAACUCGCCGGUUUCUGGAAGUUUAUGGAAAUUUACUUCUCCGCACCCCUACUUCAAGGUAUUUAAUUGCGAAAGCCCGUGAAUUAGUUGGCAUGAUUACUAACCCUGAGUACAUGAGUUACCUGCUCCCUUGUAUAUCUGUCGACCAAAUGAAAUAUCGAGAAAGAGAUUAUAUGGAAAAUCUUUUUAAUUUUUGGACUACUGGCAAUACAAACCAGUUCAACACUUGCGAGUUGUGGGAUCAUCGUUUGCGACAGAGUCUUGGGAUGAGAUAUGAUAACAGGGUUGGAAUAUACGACUGGGACUAUCAUAUGCGCCUUAAAGAAGUAGCGAGUCAGAUUUGCUUUCAAGAAUACAAGCAUUUUAGAGAACAUGGUGUCGCUUUUACUUGGUUAGAAACUGAGGUAUGCCGACCAAAUGUUUCUCUAGCAGCUGGAGUCUACAAAUGUGGAGAUAGGUUCUUGCACCGAGGUUAUCUUGGAGAUUUGGUGACUUCACCACUCAUCGCAUAUGGUCUCGAUUGCGAAGAUAAAGAUAUGCUAAAAUCAUCUCAUGGAGUGAAUUACAAGCGCGCAACAGAUGUAUCCGAAAGAAAUGUUAUGCGGAUGCUAUAUGAGCUUGAGCAUCGUAAGCCAUUUGAUGUAAAUAUUUUUAACAUAGAUAGUCAUCAGAAUUUAGGCAUGGCUGUGCUAAGUGAAUUCGACGCAAAAAUGUCUGAAAGUGGCCCUGAGGUACCAUUACUUUUACGUGAAGAUCGCGAUACUUACAUUGAAGUUGACUAUGGAAAAGUGCAUUUUCUGUCCCUCUCUGCUCUAGAACACUAUCCACAUAAGCCGCAGUUCCAAGGCUUGUUCCACGGUGUCUUUGUUGGACACAAUGUACUGCCGCGGGUCAAGCCAAGUCUCUGGUCCAUGGCACGUGAUGACGCCAUUGUUAUAAUGGAAUCCAGGAAAUAUAUGGUGGAGCUAAAGAGAGAUGAUGUAAAAGCUUACGGAGAACAGAUUCAACAAGCAGCCACGACCGCUCAGUGCGAGAAAAUUGGUUCUUUUAAUGCUGAGAAAGAUGACUACGCCAGGGCGCGGGAGGCCCGAGGUGCGCUCGAGGGGCCCUGGGGUCUUCCUGGGGCGCGGCGGGGGGCGCCAGGGCGUCAGUGGGUGUACUCCGGGAAGGCAGCGGGGCGCUCGCUGCCGGAGCUACCCGUCGGAGAGCGCGGGGAGACCGGCGAGCGCGGAGAGUGCGGGGAGCGCGGAGAGCGCGGAGAGGUCGGCGACGGGAAG
Molecule: messenger RNA, 1539 nt
Organism: Brenthis ino (lesser marbled fritillary)
Lineage: Eukaryota; Metazoa; Arthropoda; Insecta; Lepidoptera; Nymphalidae
Source: the annotation of a GenBank genome assembly